GACAGAAUCAAGACGCAGUUUUCGCGAUACAGUUACGGAAUUGUAGUAUUAUUUGUAAGUGCCGUCUAGGUCUUUGCCGUCGAGGAAGUGAGUGUCUAGGUGUUGUUUAGAUCUUCGCUGUUGAGGAACUGAGUGUCUAGGUGUCGUCUAGGUCUUCGCCGUCAAGGAAAAAAUAAUUACAAUACAUUUGAAUGAAAUCAUGAGUAUCAAGAAUAAAAUAGCGGAAAACGCACGCACAGUAAAUUAUGCAUUUUUAUAAACUUCGUAUUACAAGUGAUUGACAUUGAAUUUUAUAAACGAUAUACCUUAUAGCGUGAACUGUGUGUCUGAUUGCUCGAAGGUAUGUUAUUAUUUAUAUGAAUAAUAUUUAAUCUUUUUCAUAUCAAAGUCGCUCAAAGCCAUUUAAAUAUAUGUGAACGUAUAGUAUCUUGCAUUCUGCCAAGUGUACGUUACAUACUUACAUCAAACGGAAAGUGAAGUAUCUGUCCAGUGGUCGUAAAUUGUUUCGUGUAUCAAAAUAAUGAUGUGCUAUUUUGAGCGAGAGUGAGUCGCUCAAAUAAAUCAUUCGUUUUACGUAGUGAAAUACGUAGAAUAGCAUGAGCAGUAACAGGGAAAAGUUACCGGGAAACGAGAAUAACAAGAAGAAUCCCUCCAGCAAAGAGGACAGUCCGUCGGACGAUAAAAAAGAUGAUGGUUCAGCCUCGACGGGAAGUAAUGGCGGUACCACGGAAGAACCGUCGCAGCCCGGUAGUAAACCCAGCUCCGUGGGCGCGAUCGUCAGAGAAGAAGCCCAGAGGCUGCUGGACCUAGCGGCACGCAGGGAAUGGGACGUCGUGGACCAGCUGCUGAAGUCUUUGGAGAAGACUGUGCAGAGCACUGGGGAGGAUGGCUUCAUUGUACCGCUCGCCGGUGUUUUGGAUACGACGACGGGGAUGACGCCGUUGAUGUACGCAGUGAAGGACAACCGCAGCGAGCUAUUUGAUCGGAUGAUCAAGCUCGGAUCCGACGUGAACGCCAGAAACAUUAAAGGAAAAAUACCUCUUCUGCUAGCAAUCGAGGCUGGUAAUCAGUCGAUAUGCCGGAAACUUUUGGCACAUCAAGCACCAGAUCAGCUAUGCGCCACUACGCCAGCCGGUGAUUCCGCCAUGCAUUUGGCCGCUAGAAGAAGAGACAUCGACAUGAUGCGGAUCCUGGUGGAUUACGGUGCUGCCGUUAACAUGCAAAAUAGUGAUGGACAAACUGCGUUACACAUAGCGAGCGCCGAAGGUGACAAAACUUUAGUGAAGUACCUUUACGAUGUCAGAGCCUCUGCCUCGAUCACCGAUCACCAAGAUUGUACGCCGAUGCAUUUGGCCGUAGAGAACGGUCAUGCUACCAUUAUCGAGCUGCUGGUCGAUAAAUUCAAAGCAGAUAUCUUCGAAACGACGAAAGACGGCUCCACUCUGAUGCACAUAGCAUCGCUAAACGGUCACUCGGAAUGUGUCACUAUGCUCUUGAAGAAGGGCGUAUAUCUGCACAUGACAAACAAACAUGGUGCCAGAUCCAUUCAUACGGCUGCAGGAUACGGCCAUGUGGGUAUUAUCAGCACUCUGCUGCAACGAGGAGAGAAGGUGGACGCAAUAACUAACGAUAACUGUACGGCACUCCAUAUAGCCGUGGAAAGUGCCAAACCAGCUGUCGUAAAAACCCUUUUGGGAUACGGUGCAGACGUACACGUGAGAGGUGGAAAACUUUGGGAGACUCCACUUCACAUAGCUGCUAAAGUGGUUGAUGGCGACAAAUGCGCUCUGUUGUUAUUGAAAUCAGGAGCAAAUCCCAAUCUAACAAUCAACGACGGUCAAACGCCCGUGCAUGUGGCAGCCAGCCAUGGGAAUUUAGCGGCACUCCUUUUACUCCUCGACAAUGAUGGUGACCCGAUGUUUAAAUCAAAAAAAGGAGAAACACCUUUGCAUUUAGCCUGCAGGAGUUGCAGAGCUGACGUCGUCCGACAUUUGAUAGAAUUUGUAAAAGAAAAAAAAGGGUCAGAAGUGGCUGCCGCCUACGUAAAUAGUCUGACUAACGAAGGUGCUAGUGCGCUCCAUUACGUAGUCCUAAUCGAAUCUUCGGAAGUCGGAACUCCAGGCGAUGAUCGCGCCAUCAUUCACGUCCUUCUUGAGAGCGGCGCGAACGUCUCAUUGCAGACCAGACAGACUCAGGAAUCAGCGUUCCACCACUGUGCACUCGCCGGCAACAACGAGGUUCUGACGGAGAUGAUCAGUCGCAUGUCAGCUACGGAAAUGCAAAAGGUCUUGAACCGGCAGAAUGCCAUGGGUUGGACGCCGCUGCUGAUUGCCGCUCAUCGGGGUCAUAUGGAAAUUGUGACCACUAUCCUCGCCAAUCACGGAAGAGUCGACGUGUUCGAUCUCGAAGGUAGAUCCGCUCUUCAUCUAGCCGCUGAACACGGCUACCUUCAAGUCUGCGAUGUGUUGUUGGCAAACAAGGCCUUUAUAAACUCCAAAUCAUACGUGGGAAACACUGCCUUGCACUUAGCUGCCAUGAAUGGUUACACGCAUUUAGUACAAUUCUUCGUACAGGGCCAUAGAGCCGAGAUAGACGUACUCACACUGAGGAAGCAGACUCCUCUUCACCUGGCAGCAGGAGCGGGUCAGUUGGAAGUCUGCAAGCUAUUAUUGGAACUCGGCGCAAGCAUAGAUGCCACAGACGACCAGGGGCAAAUGCCGAUUCACGCUGCGGUCAUGAAUAACUACGCCGAAGUGGCGCAACUCUUUUUACAAAGGCACGCCGGUCUGAUGAUGGCCUGCACCAACGACGGCAAUACCUGCGCCCACAUCGCCGCCAUGCAAGGCAGUGUCCGGAUGAUCGAAGAGCUGAUGAAGUUCGACAAGCAGAGUAUGAUAACCGCUAGGAAUAAACUGACGGAAACGACUCCUCUGCAGCUAGCGGCAGAAGGUGGUCACGCCGAGAUCGUGAAGGCUCUGAUUAAGGCUGGCGCGUCCUGCGCUGACGAGAAUUGCGCUGGUUUUACCGCGGUUCAUCUAGCGGCUCAACACGGCCACUGCCACAUACUUGAAGUGAUGAGGUCGUCACAAUCUCUUAGAAUAUCCAGCAAGAAGCUCGGCGUCACUGCGCUUCAUGUUGCUGCUUAUUUCGGACAAGCCGCCGUGGAAAGUGUCAAACCAGCUGUCGUGGAAACCCUUCUGGGAUACGGCGCAAAGGUACACGUGAGAGGUGGAAAACUUUGGGAGACUCCACUUCACAUAGCUGCUAGAGUGGCUGAUGGCGACGAAUGCGCUCUGAUGUUAUUGCAAUCUGGAGCAAAUCCCAAUCUAACAAUCAACGACGGUCAAACGUCCGUGCAUGCGGCAGCCAGCCAUGGGAAUUUAGCGACACUACUUUUACUUCUUCGCAAUGAUGGUGACCCGAUGUUUAAAUCAAAAACAGGAGAAACACCUUUGCAUUUAGCCUGCAGGGGUUGCAGAGCUGACGUCGUCCGACAUUUGAUAGAAUUUGUAAAAGAAAGGAAAGGGGCAGAAGUGGCGACCGCCUAUGUGAAUAGUCUGACUAACGAAGGUGCUAGUGCGCUCCAUUACGUAGCCUUAAUCGAAUCCUCGGAAGUUGGAACUCCAGGCGAUGAUCGCUCCAUCAUUCACGUCCUCCUUGAGAGCGGCGCGAACGUCUCAUUGCAGACCAGACAGACUCAGGAAUCAGCGUUCCACCGCUGUGCACUCGCCGGCAACAACGAAGUUCUGACGGAGAUGAUCAGUCGCAUGUCAGCUACGGAAAUGCAAAAGGCCUUGAACCAGCAGAAUGCCGUGGGUUGGACGCCACUGCUGAUUGCCGCUCAUCGGGGUCAUACGGAAAUGGUGACCACUAUCCUCGCCAAUCACGGACGAGUCGACGUGUUCGAUCUCGACGGUAGAUCCGCUUUUCAUCUAGCCGCUGAGCACGGCUACCUUCAAGUCUGUGAUGCAUUGUUGGCUAACAAGGCUUUUAUAAACUCCAAAUCAUACGUGGGAAACACUGCUCUGCACUUAGCUGCCAUGAAUGGUUACACGCAUUUAGUACAAUUCCUCGUACAGGACCAUAGAGCCGAAAUAGACGUGCUCACACUGAGGAAGCAAACUCCUCUUCAUCUGGCAGCGGGAGCGGGCAGUAGCAAAGAAUUUUUGCAUUACGUCCGCGUAUACACGAGGCAUCUUACAAGACACAUUGUUCAACGGAUAGUUACAGAUAGCAUGUAUCUCUUACAUGCGAUCGAGUUAUUGUUCUUCGCCAUCUUCGGCAAGACGACAUAUGAACAAUUCAGGAGUAACAACCAGUCCGAUUGGAGGAUCGUCCUCUUCAAGCUCACCUACGGCAUUUAUAUGUUGGUGUCGGUGGUGAUGCUUAUUAAUCUCCUAAUCGCCACAAUGAGCAAUACUUACCAGCGAAUACAGGCGCAAUCGGACACCGAGUGGAAGUACGGACUGAGCAAGCUCAUUCGAAGAAUGAACAGGACCACCAUGGCACCACCCCCGCUGAAUCUCUUGACCAUGUGGAUCAUGUAUUUUGUCAAACUCUGCAAGAAACGCACAACCAAAAAGCAACAACCGCUAUCUUUGACGCACGAGAUGAACGGUGCUCGUCUCUCCCCUCGCACCAGAAUGGGUGCCAAGUGGUUGUCCAUGAUAAAGAAGAACACGCAGGUAGUCCACAAGGAUAGCGUCGCCUUAUCGGUAGCUCACCUGAGUCCACUUGGAAGCCAGCUGUCCUUUCAUAACGCCAUCAGAAUCGAGAACGUUGUCGACUGGGACGUCGUCAGACGUAAAUACAGACACCUUUACGAACAGAAGUUGGUCCAAGAGAGCAAGGAAACGAUUGAGAAUCCGUUGGCGGUUUAGGAAGACACGUCCAGCUUUGCCGAAAAUGCCGUGAAAUCGGGACUUGGACUUGGAGCUUGAACAAAGUGGGAAAUGAUCGAGAUAGCCGUCAACCAUAUAUUACAUAACUCUCUGAAGAAGAAAGAGAGAUUGAAGUUCUUUCUGACUUUCGCAGAUUCGCCACAUUAAAUGCGUUCGAUCGCACUGAAUUAUUUGUAUAUACAUACACUUCGGGGCGUAUAAAAAUGAAGAUUUUUAUACCUUAUUUAGUAACAUAUCGAUAAUAUAUCGAAAAGGUUUUUAAAUGUC
Molecule: messenger RNA, 5168 nt
Organism: Wasmannia auropunctata (little fire ant)
Lineage: Eukaryota; Metazoa; Arthropoda; Insecta; Hymenoptera; Formicidae
Product: ankyrin-3-like
Exons: 11
Coding region: 597-4880 (1427 amino acids)
Biological process (GO): GPI anchor biosynthetic process; calcium ion transmembrane transport
Cellular component (GO): glycosylphosphatidylinositol-N-acetylglucosaminyltransferase (GPI-GnT) complex; membrane
Molecular function (GO): calcium channel activity; protein binding
Source: RefSeq, a predicted model, not a curated record